CAUACGCACCCAUGCACACGACCUCUAAUUCCCCCCUGUUGGUCAUCAACUGCAAGGGUUCUCCACGCGAGAUCGGUCUUGAGCAUGGCACCAAAGCUGCGGACAAGAUCAAGCGAGGAAUCGAGUAUUACAAGGGCGAAUUCAUGAGGACCUCCGACUUGCCAUGGGACAAAGUAUGCGAUCUCGCCAUGAAAUUCGAUCCCCAAAUGGAGGAGCGUUACCCCUGGCUGAAAGAAGAAAUGCAAGCUAUCGCGGACGGCGCCGACGUGAAGUACACUGAAGUCCUCGCCCUCAACUUCCGCCAGGAGGUCAUCUUUGGGAUGUACGCUGACGGAUGCACCUCUUUGGCCUGGAAGACCCACGAGACGAGCUUCCUUGCACAGAAUUGGGAUUGGAUGAUUGAACAAAAGGACAACGUGAUCGUGCUUAACAUUGACGCCCCCGGAAAACCCCGAAUCAGCAUGGGCACCGAGGCUGGCAUCAUUGGCAAAAUCGGUCUCAACUCCUCGGGGGUUGGCGUGUGUGCGAACGGGAUCCGCGUGAAGGGCGUGGAUUACAACGGUACUCCCGUACACAUUUGCCGCCGCCUUGUACUCGAGAGCGAGACGCGAGACGAGGCGAUCGCCAAGAUCGAGAAGUAUGGUACUGCCGCCUCCGGCCAUAUGCUGGUCGGCGACAAAAAUGGCUGCAUUGGGUUGGAAUGCACCACACGGGGGAUCAAGAAGCUCUACCCGGACGGUAAGGGCCGUAUCCUGCAUACGAACCACCUUCUCGCGGAGCACGAGGGGUCGUUCGACAACCUCUGGCUGAAGGACAGCCCCGUGCGCCUGGAGCGACUCACGGAGCUGGCAAAUCAGCUGGGCCGCAAUCCCAACGAGUCCCAAAUUGCCGAACUGUUCAAGGACGAUCCGUACAACCUCAACCAGGAAGUCGAUGAUUAUGAUUCCAAGGACGAGGUCAGCCCUCCGAAGCAGGCAGCCGUUGUCAAAGACAAAUGCCAGUAUGGGAUCAACCGCGCAGCCGGCGAAGAUGAUCGUGCGGAGACGCUUUUCAAUAUCAUCAUGGAUUUGCCAAAGGCCAGCGCGAUCUUCAAGUUCGGUCGCCCUCACCAGCCUGACGAAGUGCUUAUCCUUACCCCUUGAGGCGACUGCCUCAUACAAAUAGAGAGGAAUCGCGCGACCUGUAGGAUCAUGUUCACCCCUGCGGUACCUUAAUGCUUUGAUGAGCAUGAACGCGGUUUCAGAUUCGGAAUUUGUCGUGGAUAGAUGUACCCUGUAACCAAUAUAAUACUAAAUCAAUUUGCU
This is a messenger RNA of Dacryopinax primogenitus, 1304 nucleotides long. Its product is annotated as acyl-coenzyme A:6-aminopenicillanic-acid-acyltransferase form. Bases 12 to 1142 code for a protein of 376 amino acids. The record is from RefSeq and is a predicted model, not a curated record. NCBI's taxonomy places the organism in Eukaryota, Fungi, Basidiomycota, Dacrymycetes, Dacrymycetales, Dacrymycetaceae. The transcript is spliced from 5 exons.